AUGAGGAUGAGAGAGACGGGAAUAGAUAGACAGUACGACGGAGCAGCAGAUGAAUGUGAGCGCGUGAGCGACCGAGACCUACGGACAGAGAGAGAGGCGCGAGAAGAAGAGACCGCGGGUGAAAAAGAACGACCGCGAGAGGAAGAGUGGGAAAUGAAGCAUCACUCGACCGUCGACCGCACCUGUGAAAGUUGA
Molecule: messenger RNA, 195 nt
Organism: Peronospora matthiolae
Lineage: Eukaryota; Oomycota; Peronosporomycetes; Peronosporales; Peronosporaceae
Source: the annotation of a GenBank genome assembly